GAUGUUGGCACUUGGCACACUCUUCCAGCUCUACAGUCAGUCACCAUUGGCGGUUGCCACGCUCCGAGCAGGUGACCGUGCAACGGCGCAGCCAUGCCGUCAUUCUCCUUCCUCGAGCUUUCGCUUUGCUUCCUCUGCUUCGUCUUGUUCUACUGCUUCCACGUCUGCUCCAAGCGCAAGAACUCGGCGCUCCCGCUGGACUGGCCGCUGCUGGGCAUGCUCCCGGCGCUCCUCGCCAACCUGCCACGCCUCCACGACUGGGUCACCUCCGUCCUCGCCGCCAGCACGCUCAGCUUCCGCCUCGCCGGCCCCCCGCGCUCGGGUAUGCAGCUCUUCUUCACGGCUGACCCGGCCAACAUCCGCCACGUCCUCACCUCCAACUUCCCCAACUACCCCAAGGGCCCCGAGUUCGCCCAGAUCAUGGACAUCCUCGGCGGCGGCAUCUUCAACGCCGACGGCGACUCCUGGCGCCGCCAGCGGGCCAAGGCGCAGCUGCUCAUCUCCGGGCCCCGGUUCCGGGUAUUCCUGUCCCGCUGCACCCGCCGCAAGGUCGAGCGCGACCUGCUCCCACUGCUUGCCCGCGUCGCCGGAGCCGGCGCCGGUGAGUGCGACCUGCAGGACGUGUUCCUCAGGCUCACGUUUGACACCACCACCACGCUGGUCUUCGGCCUCGACCCCGGCUGCCUGGCUGUCGGCUUCCCCGAGGUGCCGUUCGCGCGCGCCAUCGACGACGCCAUGGACGUGCUCCUCGUCCGCAGCGUGCUCCCGCUAUCGUGGUGGAAGCUGGUGCGGCGGCUCGGGGUCGGGUAUGAGCGGAAGAUGACGGUGGCCUGGCGCGACAUCGACCGGUUCAUCGGCGACACGAUCGCCAAGCGGCGGGAGGCGGUGAAAGCCAGAGGCGGAAUGGAGGACUCGGCGGACCUGCUCUCCUCCUACAUCGACGACGACAAAGACGACGACGAUGCGGGCGCGGUCGUCGACGCCUUCCUCCGCGACACGACGAUGAACCUCAUGCUCGCCGGCCGCGACACGACCGGCUCGGCGCUGACCUGGUUCUUCUACCUCCUCACCAGGAACCCGGGCGUGGUGUCCAAGAUCCUCGCAGAGCUCGACACCAUCAAGACCACCGCCACCACCACCCUGGACUGCAUGGUGACCUACGACCCGGACGAGCUUGGCCGGCUGGUGUACCUGCACGCGGCCCUGUGCGAGUCGCUCCGGCUGUACCCGCCGGUGCCGAUUGAGCACAAGGGCGUGGCCGCCGCCGAGGCGCUGCCGAGCGGGCACGAGGUGCGGCCAGGGGACAAGAUCCUUGUGUCGCUGUACGCGAUGGGGAGGAUGGAGGCCGUGUGGGGCAAGGACUGCCGGGAGUUCCGGCCGGAGCGGUGGAUCGGGGAGGACGGUAAGCUGCAGUACGUGCCGUCGUACAGGUUCGCCUCCUUCAACGCCGGGCCGCGGACCUGCCUGGGCAAGGACAUGGCGUUCGUGCAGCUCAAGACCGUGGCGGCCGCCGUGGUGAGGAACUUCGAGGUGGAGGCCGUGCCGGGGCACGUCGUGGAGCCCAAGAUCUCCAUCAUUCUCCACAUGAAGAACGGCUUCAAGGCCAGGAUUAAGAGGAGGCACGUGAUGAACAGCUGAUUCAGAGUAACAAAGUUAGCCUGUGUGCCCGCUCUCUGUCUCCAUCGUAACAGGCUUAUGACUGUUUCGAAUAAAUAUCUACAAAUAAUUUCCUCUAGAAAAAGUCUAUCUAUAAAUAAUGGUACCUGGUAUAUUCGUGAGAUCUUAGUAAAUCUCAGAGACUUGUUA
This is a messenger RNA of Triticum dicoccoides, 1806 nucleotides long. Its product is annotated as alkane hydroxylase MAH1-like. The coding region runs from base 94 to 1638 and encodes 514 amino acids. The transcript has a single exon. The record is from RefSeq and is a predicted model, not a curated record. Lineage: Eukaryota; Viridiplantae; Streptophyta; Magnoliopsida; Poales; Poaceae. Gene Ontology annotation, molecular function: monooxygenase activity; oxidoreductase activity, acting on paired donors, with incorporation or reduction of molecular oxygen; heme binding.